This is a messenger RNA of Penicillium lagena, 1746 nucleotides long. RefSeq names its product GMC family oxidoreductase. The transcript has a single exon. Gene Ontology annotation, molecular function: oxidoreductase activity, acting on CH-OH group of donors; flavin adenine dinucleotide binding. Bases 1 to 1746 code for a protein of 581 amino acids. The record is from RefSeq and is a predicted model, not a curated record. NCBI's taxonomy places the organism in Eukaryota, Fungi, Ascomycota, Eurotiomycetes, Eurotiales, Aspergillaceae.
AUGUCUGUACAGGACAAUGCUCGCUUUGACUUUAUUGUCGUCGGUGGUGGCACCGCCGGCAACACUGUCGCUGGCCGCCUUGCUGAGAACCCUAAUGUAAGGGUUCUUGUCAUCGAAGCUGGAGUCGGUAACUCCAAGGAUAUCGAGGAAAUUCGGACUCCUGCGGAGGCAAUGGAGCUUCGAAACAGCAAGUACGACUGGGCCUAUAAGACUACCAUGGUCAAACGUGAUGACUAUGAGCGUAUUGAGAAGCCCAACACCAGGGGAAAGGCUCUCGGUGGUAGUUCAUCUUUGAACUAUUUUAGCUGGGUUCCUGGAUCCAAGGGUACCUUUGAUAUGUGGGAGGAGUAUGGUGGAAAGGAAUGGACUUGGGAUCCUCUUCUCCCUUACCUCCGGAAAAGUGCUACCUACCAUGACGACGAAAAGGCCUAUCCAGCGGAGCUCAAGAAAAUCGGCGCUGGUGGCCCUAUUCCGAUCUCUCACUCUGCGCUUAUCCCGGAGAUGAAGCCUUUCCGUGACCUUCUCACCAGAGCUUGGAAGUCCACAGGGCAGCCGAUCACCGAAAACAUCUUCGAUGGAGAGAUGAUUGGCCUGACCCACUCGGUCAAUACGAUCUACCAGGGUCGUCGCUCAGGUAGUUUCCUAUGUGUUACGGACAAGCCUAAUAUCACAAUCCUUGCGGAGGUGCAGUCUAAGCGCCUGAUUAUCGACAAUGCUGAUCGCACUUGUAAGGGUGCUACUGUGAUUACAGCUUCUGGACAAGAACUGAGCUUUUACGCUACCCGUGAAGUCAUCGUCUCGCAGGGUGUUUUUGAAACGCCUAAAUUGUUGAUGUUGAGCGGUAUUGGCCCUAAAUCAGAGUUGGCCAAGCACAACAUUCCCCUGGUUGUCGACUCGCCCCAUGUUGGUCAACAUCUCUUGGAUCACCCGGGUGUUCCCUUUGUCCUUCGUGUCAAGGAUGGUUACGGCAUGGACGACUACGUUUUGCGCAAGGGCAAUCCGAAGCAUGAUCAGUCUCUGAAAGCUUACACCAAAGGUCAUGGUGGCCCCAUGGGCUCUGGAUUCCUCGAGAUGAUUGGCUUCCCUCGAAUUGACAAGUACUUGGAAAAGUCUCCCGAGUACCGCGCCGCAAAGGCUUCCAACAACGGCCUCGAUCCAUUCUGUCCGUACGGCCAGCCCCAUUUCGAGCUUGACUUUGUCUGCCUAUUUGGUAGCGCUUUCCAAUGGCAUUAUCCGACUCCAAAUAAGGGCGACUAUAUCACUGUGAUGGUCGAUCUCGUCCGCCCUGUCUCUGAGCCUGGCGAGGUCACCUUGAACAGCGCCGACCCGCUGCAGCAACCGAACAUUAACUUGAACUACUUCAACAAUGACCUCGAUAUCAUCGCCAUCCGAGAAGGUAUCAGAUAUGCCUACGACGUUCUGAAGAAUGGUGAUGGGUUCAAGGACAUUAUUGUCGACGAAUAUCCUUGGGAGAUGCCAUUGCAUGACGACGACUUGAUGAAACGAACUGUGUUAGACCGUUCUCAGACCUCAUUCCACCCUUGCGGUACUGCCCGCCUGUCCAAGAGCAUUCAGCAGGGAGUGGUAGACCCCAAUCUCAAGGUUCAUGGUCUCAAGAACCUUCGUGUUAUCGAUGCAUCUGUGAUCCCCGUUAUUCCAGACUGUCGGAUCCAGAACUCAGUUUAUAUGAUUGGCGAAAAAGGUGCGGAUGCGAUCAAGCGUGAUCAUGCAGACCUCUAUGUUUAG